Messenger RNA from Erinaceus europaeus (western European hedgehog), 1636 nucleotides. RefSeq names its product potassium inwardly rectifying channel subfamily J member 13 (gene KCNJ13). The record is from RefSeq and is a predicted model, not a curated record. Gene Ontology annotation, biological process: potassium ion import across plasma membrane; regulation of monoatomic ion transmembrane transport. NCBI's taxonomy places the organism in Eukaryota, Metazoa, Chordata, Mammalia, Eulipotyphla, Erinaceidae. Bases 490 to 1572 code for a protein of 360 amino acids. Gene Ontology annotation, molecular function: inward rectifier potassium channel activity. Gene Ontology annotation, cellular component: plasma membrane. The transcript is spliced from 3 exons.
UCUCACACUUCAACAUGCUAUGUAAGGAAAGACGGCUAAAAGGAAAUCUUGCAGGGAAUUUUCUCCCUUUGAACUUUCAAGUAAACUCUUAAGUAAGAUUAUGCAAACUUACUAAAGACCGGUCCUGAUUAGAGGGAAAAAAUGCACCCCUUCUCCAAGUCAGUUCUGGAGGCUUUCUCCAGAGUUGUUAAGGUUUGUGUUGGGUAAAGAAAGACCUCCUAACAAACCAGCAUUCUUUUCCACAUGAUCAGAGCUAAUUGGCCCCCCUGCAGACUAAGUGACCAAUCACAUCAGCUUCAGCUGAAACCAGCCCCCACAACAUUAUAAACAGAGGAAUGUGAACUGUAAACCCAGUCCAAGAAGAGAACCUACAAACUAGACUUGUAGAUUAAAAUUACCUCAUCGCAAAGACAGAUUCUACAAGCUUCCUCAAGACCCACCUGCACAAAUAGGCUGACCCAGCAAAAGAACUGAGAAUUAGAGCCUGAGAUGGAUGGCAGUAAUUGCAAAGUUAUUGCUCCUCUCCUAACUCAGAGAUACCGGAGGAUGGUCACAAAAGACGGCCAUAGCACACUUCAAAUGGAUGGCGCACAAAGAGGCCUUGCCUAUCUUCGAGAUGCUUGGGGGAUCCUAAUGGACAUGCGCUGGCGAUGGAUGAUGUUGGUCUUUUCUGCUUCUUUUGUUGUCCACUGGCUUGUCUUUGCAGUGCUGUGGUAUGUGCUAGCUGAGAUGAAUGGUGAUCUGGAGCUAGACCAUGACUCCCCACCUGAAAAUCACACUAUCUGUGUCAAGUACAUCACCAGUUUCACAGCUGCAUUCUCCUUCUCCUUGGAGACACAACUCACAAUUGGUUAUGGUACCAUGUUCCCCAGUGGUGACUGUCCGAGUGCAAUCGCUCUACUUGCCAUACAAAUGCUUCUUGGCCUCAUGCUAGAGGCAUUUAUCACAGGUGCCUUUGUGGCGAAGAUUGCCCGGCCAAAAAAUCGAGCUUUCUCAAUUCGCUUUACUGACUUAGCAGUAGUAGCUCACAUAGAUGGCAAACCUAAUCUUAUUUUCCAAGUGGCCAACACUCGACCUAGCCCUCUAACCAGUGUCCGGGUCUCAGCUAUACUCUAUCAGGAAAGAGAAAAUGGCGAGCUCUACCAGACCAGCGUGGACUUCCACUUGGAUGGCAUCAGUUCUGAGGAAUGCCCAUUCUUUAUCUUCCCACUAACCUACUAUCACUCCAUCAUACCAUCGAGUCCUCUGGCUACUCUGCUCCAGCGUGAGAAUCCUCCCCACUUUGAAUUAGUUGUGUUCCUGUCAGCAAUGCAGGAGGGCACUGGGGAAAUAUGCCAGAGGAGGACAUCCUACCUACCUUCAGAAAUCAUGUUACAUCACUGUUUCGCAUCCCUGCUGACCCGAGGUCCCAAAGGUGAAUAUCAAAUCAAGAUGGAGAAUUUUGACAAGACUGUCCCUGAACUUCCAACGCCUCUGGUUUCUAAAAGCCCAAACAGGACUGACCUGGACAUCCAUAUCAAUGGACAAAGCAUUGACAAUUUUCAGAUCUCUGAAACAGGACUGACAGAGUAAGAUGUAUCCAUGACCCCUACUCUCUAAUAUAUUAAACAUGCCCAGGCAGUCAUGCAGCUACUUC